Molecule: messenger RNA, 1437 nt
Organism: Patella vulgata (common limpet)
Lineage: Eukaryota; Metazoa; Mollusca; Gastropoda; Patellidae
Product: 3-oxoacyl-[acyl-carrier-protein] synthase, mitochondrial
Exons: 6
Coding region: 108-1418 (436 amino acids)
Biological process (GO): fatty acid biosynthetic process
Molecular function (GO): 3-oxoacyl-[acyl-carrier-protein] synthase activity
Source: RefSeq, a predicted model, not a curated record
CCAUCAGCGAAAGCAAAACACAACAAACUGACCAACAGACAGUACGUAUUUGCAUUACCGCUGCGUAACAGUUUGAACAGACAGUUGGAAAAUAGUUGAGUAUAUGAAUGGCUGUGAAUAGACAUGUAAUGUCAAGUCUAUCGAGAUCUAGAGUAGUAGUAACAGGACUAGGUUUAGUCACAUGUCUUGGGGUUGGUGUAGAUAAAACAUGGAAGAAUCUGAUCAGUGGUCAAUGUGGAAUAACUCAACUACCAACUAAAGAAUAUGAUAAAAUACCAUGUAAAGUGGCCGGUAUAGUUCCAUGUGGCACCAAGGAUGGGGAACUUAAUAUUGCUAAACAUUUUACUCCAACUGAAUUACGAGGAUUACCCCUGUCCUCAGCUUAUGCUAUGAUAGCAGCCGAAGAAGCCUUGAAUAUGGCAAAGUGGAAACCCGACCAGGAGGAAGAGAGAAUAAGAACAGGUGUAGCAAUUGGUAUGGGUAUGGUAUCAUUAGAAGAGAUAGCAGACGUUGGUGAGGCUUUGCGAGGGCGUGGUUACAAUAGAGUAUCGCCCCAUUUCAUACCCCGUAUAUUGGUUAACAUGGCUGCUGGACAUGUUAGUAUAAAACAUGGACUCAAGGGUCCUAAUCAUGCUGUUUCAACGGCUUGUACGACGGGACUACAUGCCAUUGGUGAUGCCUAUAGUUUUAUACAGAGAGGUGUAGCUGAUGUGAUGGUUGCAGGAGGAACUGAAGCAUCUGUAAGCCCCCUGUCUAUAGCAGGUUUCAGUAGAAUGAGAGCUUUGAGUACAAAAUUUAACAAUAAUCCUCAAGAAGCAUCUCGACCGUUUGAUAAAGAUAGAGAUGGUUUUGUAAUGUCAGAAGGAUGUGGUGUUGUUGUUCUUGAAGAAAUGAAUCAUGCUAUAAAUAGAGGGGCUGAUAUAAUAGCAGAAAUACAGGGUUAUGGACUUUCAGGUGAUGCUCAUCAUAUAACAUCUCCUAGUGAAGGUGGGGAUGGAGCUUAUAGGUGUAUGCAAACCGCACUUAAAGAUGGCAACAUUGAAAUAAAGGAUAUUGGCUAUAUUAAUGCACAUGCAACUUCAACACCCAUUGGGGAUGCAGCAGAAUCUAGAGCUAUAGAAAAACUCUUUAACAAUGAAAACAAACAUUUAUUGGUGUCGUCUACAAAAGGUGCCGUGGGUCAUUUAUUGGGUGCUGCUGGUAGUGUGGAAGCUGUUUUUACCAUUUUAGCCUGCCAGUCUGGAAAAAUCCCGCCUACAAAUAAUUUAAAGAAUUCCAACACGGGUUGUGAUCUGAACUAUGUGGCUAUAAACAGUGUUCCCUGGUCAGCACAGUUCAAUAGAAAAAUAGCCUUAACUAAUUCUUUUGGAUUUGGUGGCACAAAUGGAAGUUUGUGUAUAUCCGAUUUUGUUCAGUAAAAACAAAUUUCAUCUUCAA